This is a messenger RNA of Xenopus laevis (African clawed frog), 2829 nucleotides long. RefSeq names its product extracellular calcium-sensing receptor. Bases 1 to 2829 code for a protein of 942 amino acids. The record is from RefSeq and is a predicted model, not a curated record. The transcript has 7 exons. NCBI's taxonomy places the organism in Eukaryota, Metazoa, Chordata, Amphibia, Anura, Pipidae.
AUGGCGUCAUCUGCUAAGAGUCCCCAGAGUGUUCUGGAGUGGUGCAAGAGUUUGGGCCUGAACUCAAACAAAAACUGCUGUAAGGAGAAGAAACUUAGUGACAGUGAGGAUGAAGUGGGAGCUGAUUUGGAGGAUCCAAAUCCCCCUUACACUGGUGCGCCACAGCUACCUGCCGCUGGUCACAGCCCAGUGACUAAAAUACAGUUUGAAGUGAUGCCUGAGACAAAGCUAAAAUACACUGCAUCAUGUGAGAGUUUGAAUUCUGCGGGGAGGAACCCACCCCUAUGUGAUGUAUUUGAAGCAGCCCAGCUUGUGGAAGUAUUGGCACAAGUGGGUGAGAAUUUGAGACAGCUGGCAUACAAUGGCAAUUACAAGAGACUGAAAACAUUUUCAGGUGUGGAACCCACUCCCAAGAGAGUUUGUGAGGGCCUACAUUGGACCUCCUUGAGCUACACAGAAAGAUUUGCCACUGAUUAUUACCAGAACAUGCGGGCCCUGAUAUUCGCCGUGGAAGAAAUUAAUUCAGAUCCUGAACUCCUUCCGAACAUCACACUGGGCUAUCAGGUUUUUGACACUUGUUUUACAUUACGGAAAGCAGCUCAAGGGACUCUUUCAGUUCUCUCAGGGGGGGAGGAAAUUACACCAAAUUAUCACUGUCUCAAAGGGGCACCUCUUGCUGGUAUCAUUGGAGACUCUUGGACAACAACAUCGAUUCUUAUGGCCCAAAUCUUGGGAUUGUACAGAUACCCACAGAUCAGUUAUUUUGCAACUAACCCGAUUCUCAGUGAUCGGAACCUGUUUCCUUCCUUUUUCCGUACCAUCCCCAGUGAUGAGUUUCAAAUGAAAGGCCUGGCCCAGCUUAUCUCAUAUUUUGGAUGGACUUGGGUUGGCCUCCUGGCCAAUGAUAAUGAUUAUGGUCAAUAUGGACUUCAGAUUCUUACGCAGGAGAUAAUUAAUGCUGGAGCCUGUGUGGCAUUUGCAGAGAAUAUAUUGACUGGUCAACCCAAUAGGAAUGCUCCUCAUCUUGCCCAAGUUGUUAAAAUGUCCGGUGCGAAGGUGGUGGUUAUGAUAACUUCAGAUUUUUAUUUUGUGACUAUUAUGGAAGAGAUGUUGAGGCAGAAUGUGACAGGAAUAACCUGGAUAGUCAGUGAAGCUUUGUCAACUUCAAACUUACUGUCUAAGGAAAGCUUAAAGACUAUAGUAUCAGGCAUCAUUGGCUUUGCAAUUCAUCGUGGGAAGAUGCCAACAUUUACUGAACAUCUCAACAGCCUCAGUCCUUCAAAAAACCUUAAUGAUUUAUUUGUUAGUGAAUACUGGGAGCAGAUCUAUUCCUGUAAGUGGGUCAACAAGGAUAAUGGAACAGAAAACAUUACAAUGGGAGCAUGUACUGGAAAUGAAAAUCUUGGGAGCCUGCUACUUGAGGAGUAUCAUAGAUUAUCUCUCAAUGUAUACACAGCUGUAUAUGCAUUGGCUUGGGCCUUACACAAUUUGCAAAACUGUUCACCUGGCAAUGGACCAUUCCAGCAUGGGAACUGCGCCAAUAUCUCAUCAUUUCACCCAUGGCAGCUUCUCCACUAUGUUAACAAUGUAAACUUCAUGACUAAAGAUGGAAGCCAAGUAUUUUUUGAUGCAAGAGGAAACCCUCCUCCAAUAUAUGACAUUGUCAGUUGGCGUGUGAGUUCCAAGGGCAUCCUGGAGCCGGCUACAGUUGGAAUUUAUGAUCUAAACUCUCCUGAUGGAAAAACAUUAAAUAUAGACAUUGCUGGAAUUACAUGGAAUAACAAUGACACACAGGUUCCUGUUUCCAAGUGCAGUCCAAGUUGUACCCCUGGAUCUAGGAAGGUGAUAGUACCAGGAAAACCCCCUUGUUGCUAUGAGUGUGCCCGGUGUCCCCAAGGUCAGAUUUCAAACCAAACAGAUGCUGUGGAAUGCCAUCCAUGUUCCUGGGACACAUGGCCCAAUCUACAAAGAACUAAAUGUAUAACAAGAACAACAGAGUUCCUUUCUUAUGAGUCUAUGCUGGGUUCUAGCUUAGCAGCUAUUGCCAUUCUCUCUUCUAUGGUUCCUCUUAUUAUUGCAGGAGUAUUUAAAUAUUAUAAACAAACACCAAUAGUCCGAGCCAACAACUAUUCCCUUAGCUGCCUUCUUCUGCUCUCCUUGUUGCUCUGUUUUCUUUGCUCUUUAGGGUUCAUUGGUUACCCACAAUCUGAAAUGUGUCUUCUACGCCAGGUGGCAUUUGGGAUGGUUUUUGCUCUUUGUAUCUCCUGUGUUCUGUCCAAAACCGUAAUUGUUGUCAUUGCCUUUAAUGCAACCAAACCAGGCAGCAGGUUAAGAACUUGGACAGGGGUGAAAGUGCCUUAUUUUCUCAUUUUGUGUUGUGCUUUAAUUCAGCUCUCUAUUUGUGUGAUGUGGUUGAUCUUCUUUAAACCCUCCCAUGAACUUGACACUGAUACCAAACCUGGAGUCAUCAUAGUUAAUUGUAAUGAAGGAUCUCCAACUGCUUUCUGGUGCAUGCUGGGAUAUCUUGGACUCUUGGCCAAAAUCAGUUUCAUUGUUGCUUUCCUGGCCAGACGACUCCCUGACAGUUUCAAUGAAGCCAAAUUUAUCACAUUCAGUAUGUUGGCUUUCCUCAGUGUCUGGGUGUCCUUUAUCCCAGCCUAUCUCAGUGCACGGGGCAUGUAUACUGUGGCAAUGGAGGUCUUUGCCAUUCUGUCUUCCAGCUGGGCUUUGGUGGUCUGUAUCUUUGUCCCAAAAUGCUUCAUAAUAUUGUUCAGACCCAACGUGAACUCCAGAGAAAAUCUUAUGGCAAAAAGAAGGACUACAAAUUAA